Acipenser ruthenus (sterlet) is the source of this 5789-nucleotide messenger RNA. Its product is annotated as protocadherin alpha-C2-like. NCBI's taxonomy places the organism in Eukaryota, Metazoa, Chordata, Actinopteri, Acipenseriformes, Acipenseridae. Bases 366 to 3224 code for a protein of 952 amino acids. The record is from RefSeq and is a predicted model, not a curated record. Gene Ontology annotation, biological process: homophilic cell-cell adhesion. Gene Ontology annotation, molecular function: calcium ion binding. The transcript is spliced from 4 exons. Gene Ontology annotation, cellular component: plasma membrane.
UUUACUUCAGUCGGCAAGCCGAGCAAGCUCUACAUGGUAUAUUAUAUGCGAGAGGUAUGUGCUGUGCAUUUGAAUACAGCGUUUCGUAUACAAGAAGACGUGUCGAAAUAAUUAAAUAUAUCUAAGGCGUUUAUCAGAUCUGUCGGGAUUUUACAUUGGACCUGCAUGCUGUGUAAGAUUCAUCUAUUGUCCUUGGAUUGCGAUCUCCAUUUUGGAUACAUUUUCAUGAAGAAUGGAAUAAUGGCACAGAUGUAUGAAUGACGUCAGAUGUAGCUAUUUUUUUAAUCGCAAUGGUAAUUCUGGAAUGAGUGGUUGCUGACACUGCAGUGCAUUGGAUUACAUACAUACAUGGUACUUCUGCAGCUAUGAUUUGUUCAAACCGAAGACAUCCUGUGGGAGUUUGUUUUCUCUUUGUGUUGCUGUCUUGCCUUUGGAAUCUUGUUUUGGGGCAACUUAUUUACUCUAUUGCGGAGGAAUCAGAAGAGGGGAGCUUUGUUGGAAACAUAGCUAAGGACCUGAAUCUAGGUGUCCAAGAAUUGGCAGCUCGCAGGUUUCGGAUUGUCUCGGGGUCCCAGAAACAGUAUUUUGAGGUAAAUUUAAAUAACGGAAUUCUGUUUGUUAAUGAAAGAAUAAACAGAGAGGAACUUUGUCAUAACGCUCUCACUUGCUCUGUAAAUUUAGAAGCUAUUCUGAACAAUCCAUUAAAAUUAUACCGUGUGGGAAUUAAUAUCUUAGAUGUCAAUGACAAUUCACCGGUGUUCCCUAUUAGUUCUAUAUACUUAAAUGUUGUUGAGCAGCUCACUGUUCCAGGGGCUCGGUUUCCUUUGGAGAGUGCUUAUGACGCAGAUGUGGGCACGAAUUCGCUAAAUAAAUAUGAACUCAGUUCUAACAAUUAUUUUAUUUUAGAUGUACAAACAAACGAUGACCAGAGUAUAUCUGUCGAGUUAGUGCUGCAGAAAGCUUUAGACCGAGAGACGCAGCCUUUGGUUGAACUUGUGCUGACAGCUGUCGAUGGUGGAAACCCACCGAAAUCUGGAACCGCAAUGAUUUUUGUCAAAGUGCUAGAUGCCAAUGACAACGCUCCCGUUUUCAGUAGCUCGGUGUAUAAAGUGAGGGUGUUUGAAAAUGUGCCACAUGGGACUGCAAUAAUACAACUAAAUGCAACAGACCCGGAUGAAGGCUUAAAUGGCGAAAUUCUUUAUUCUUUUGGUAACCGUGGCCUCAAAACCAUUGCAGAUAUGUUCGACAUAGAUUCUAGCACUGGUGAAAUUCGUGUUAAGGGUGACCUAGAUUUUGAAGGAACGAAUGUUUUUGAAAUUCGUGUACAAGCUCAGGACAAAGGCCAGGUGGCAAUGACCGGUCAUUGUAAAGUGUUGGUUGAGGUUAUGGAUCUUAAUGACAACCCUCCUGAAAUAACAGUGACAUCUCUGCUAAGCCCCGUCCAGGAGGACGCUAAAAUUGGCACUGUGAUCGCGCUAAUCAGUGUUUCAGACAAAGAUGGUGGCAAAAAUGGAAACGUAAAUUGCCAAAUUAUUGAGACAGCCCCUUUUAAAUUACUUAAAUCAUUUCAGAAUUAUUAUUAUUUAAUGCUAGAGGGAGUUCUGGACCGUGAACGUGUAUCUGAGUACAAUGUGACGAUUACAGCGACAGAUGAAGGGUCGCCACCACUUUCCCUCAUCCAAAUUAUCACUGUUCAAGUUUCAGAUGUCAACGACAACGCACCGUUUUUCCCACAGUCUGUUGUGACGGUCUAUCAAAAGGAAAAUACUCCAACUGGAUCUAUUCUGCUUACUGUAAAUGCAUCAGAUCCCGAUUUAGAUAGAAACGCUAUAGUAACAUACUCUCUAUUAGAAAGUGCGAUCCAUGGCGUACCCCUUUCUACUUUUAUUAACGUGGACUCUGUCAGUGGUAAUGUCUAUAGCAUGCAUUCUUUUAAUUAUGAAGAACUAAAAGUAUUCCAGUUCCACGUCCAAGCUGAUGAUUCUGGGGACCCUCAGCUCACAAGCAACGUCACUGUGAACGUAUUUAUUCUUGAUGAGAACGACAACUGUCCGGUCAUUCUUACGCCACAUUUCAAUGUCGGUCUCACUGAGGGCAUUCCACACUCUGCCGAUGUUGGAUAUUUUGUGGCCAAGGUACGGGCGUUCGAUCCUGAUUCUGGAUACAAUGCGUGGCUUUCUUACCACAUUGUGGAACCAAAAGGAACCGAUCUAUUCAGCAUUAGUCUAAACACAGGUGAAAUUAGAACAAAACGACACCUCGAGGAUAAUGACUCCAAUCAACAAGAUGUGGUCAUUUUAGUUCAGGACCACGGAGAGCCACCGUUAUCAGCCACUGUGACCUUGACUAUAUUGGUUAUCGACAGCACUCAAGAAGAACAUUCACAAUUGAAGCAAACACCCCAAAAAGAAGAUCAUUUCACUAAUUUAAAUCUGUAUUUAGUUAUUUCCAUUGCUUCUAUAUCAAUUAUAUUUGUAUUGGCUCUUCUUGUUUUCAUCGUCAUUAAAUGUCACCGGACUGAUGACAAUCAUUUCAAUAGGUAUAGCACGCCUAUGAUUACAUCAAACCCCGAUGGAAGCUGGGCCUACUCUAAAACCCAGCACUACGACGUGUGUUUAACUUCGGAGACAUCUAAGAGUGACUUUUUGGUUUUUAACGCGCCUUUUCCACGUACAAAUGGAGAACUUAUUAUGGAUAACCGAACAGACUCGUGUAACAGGACUCUUUCGACUCGAAAAGACAUCGAGCCCAGGCAACCAAAUACAGACUGGCGCUAUUCUGCAUCUUUGAGAGCAGGAAUGCAAAGCUCUGUGCUUAUGGAAGAAUCAGCAGUUUUGCAAGGUGCACCUGUGGUACAUGUACAGAACUGGCCUACAGUCUCCAGUGCAACACCUGAGCCUGAUGCUGGAGAGGUGUCCCCUCCCGUUGGAGCUGGAAUAAACAGCAACAGCUGGACCUUUAAGUAUGGACCUGGAAACCACCACCAGCAGCAGCAGCAGCAGCAGCAGCUGCUGAAACCAGGAGAGGUCCCGGAAAACUUCAUCAUCCCCGGCUCCCCUGCCAUCAUCUCUAUCCGACAGGACCAGGCUGGGGCUGUGGACGGCAAGGGCGACUUCAUCACCUUUGGAAAGAAGGAGGAGACCAAAAAGAAAAAGAAGAAGAAGAAGGGGAAAGCUGAUAAGAAAGAGAAAGGGGGUGGAAACAACGACAAUAGCGACCAUUAAAAGAGGGGUCUUUUAAAACAGAGUUACCAAUUCUAACAAAGAGAGCUCCCUGCUUUUCACUGAAAUUAUAUUCAACCACACCCCCAGCCACCUUUCACAACCCCCAGAACCAACUGUUAUAACCCUUGUCAACCUAUGUAAUCUACUGACAUCUGGUGGAAAAGCCAUAUACUUUUAUUAACCUGAUACUUUCCCAAAACUGAUUUGUAUAUAACUGCAUUCAGUUUCAGUAACAUUUUCUGAGAAAAAAGUAAGAUAUGUUCUGAAGCUUUGUAAAUAUGUGCUUCUUCCGAAGUCUUAUAAUGCCUACCAGUGGUUUCCACUGAGCUGUACAUGAGUGGAUUUUACUGUGGUCAGCAGAUAUGUCUUUACGCUGGAUGAGCAGAACUGUAGUUCCAAAAUCAAAUGUUAAAAUAUCACAACGAUGCAUAGAAUUAUACAUUGGCACACUAUUGCAGUUUUCAUGAAAUUCAGAAAAGAACAUCGCUGUGAAAUACUGGUUUCAGUUCAGUUGCACUCCCAGCUAAAUACUGGCUGCAGAUUCUAUUUUAGUUGUCCGUAGUAACCUUGAGGAGUGAAGUUAACAUAGCAUUGCCCAACGUGUUUUACCAGCGAACAUGGAGUUUAAGGGAGGCUCUCCUUAGAAAGAAGUUGGCAUCUCUGUCUUAAUGGUUCCAAUGUUUCAUUAUGGGAUCUGAUCAGAUUGGCAAAAAAAAGUUAAACGAGCAGGCUUCACGUGCACUUGCAUUUCAAUAAGAAAUGUGCAAUGCUUAUACAUUUUGCAACCUGAGAUAAUGCAGGUCUUUCAGCUUGAUGGUGGCCUAAGAAGGUAAAAACAGCAGUAUUCAGGAUGGACAGAAAUGUAUCUGCAUGAUUUACACAGAAAAUAUGUCCUGUUGCUGUAAUAUUUGCAGAGGCCAAAUGCUUGGAAUACUUUUUUUUUUUUUUAAUGUGCCCAAAUGCAGUAUAAAGCUACGGACACUGAAUACAGCCAAGCCUGGAAACACAGCUUUUACCUAUUUUUUCCAGCACACUAUAAUCCUGAUAAAUUGUAUUUCUAACCCAGUUUGAAUGUGUGUCUGUCUAAUGUUACCACCAUAUUUCUAAAUUCCCUUCACCAAUGUUUGGGGAAGUAUGGGAAAAAAAAUAUAUAUACUAAAGAGAUUUGUACCCAAACGAAAGAAAACAUGAAUUUGCUUAUCAUGGUUGAAAAUGAUUCAAUGCAUCAUUUUGUAUGGGUCACGUUAUAUAAAAGAAUGUUGCCAGCUGUUUUCUAGACAAACUUGAUACCCAUGCUUUGCUCAGAAUGUUUCUACAUCAUAUAAGGCUUUGCUUUAGAAAUCCAGUCUCCUGAGUUAACAACUCUUUGCCUUCUGGCUGUGUACAUGUGGAGGCUUAAAUUAGGCUUUCUUAACUGCCCAACAUUUUUCUUCAAAGAUCCCAAUAUUUGUUUUUGGGAAUAUGAUUUUGGCAAUCAUAAAAACAAAUUAUUGCAAUGCUUAAAUUUUAUCCAAGCUUUAACAUGACUGUACUGUUAGGCCCUAUUUCUGUCUUUGACAUUUUAAGGAUUGAGUUUAUUUUCCACUGUCCAAACUCCAAACCUUCCAUGCUAAGUACAUGAAUGUCAUAUUAAAGAUUUUACUCAAAGACCCAUAACUAAGUUAUAGGUUAAUGGAUCUGCUGAAAAUAUAUAUUCAGCUCAAACUCCAUACAAACAUGAGCUUUUUUCCUCUUCCCAAGGUGAGAUUUUGGCUGUUCACUGUAAUGUAGAAAAAAACAAACAAAAAAGAAAAACAGAAUUUAGUCUAGAGUUUGGUUACAUAAUAGAUGUUAUCAUUAAAUUUAAAAUGAUAUUUAUGAAACGGCUGGAAAGUAAGGGGACCCAGAACGUUUUUAUUUUAUAUUAUGUUCCCUUUCAACCCACCACUACAGUAUGACCAUACCUGGUGGGGGAGUAUUAUUGCUACUAGCAGAUUGCUUUUCAGAGUCCACAGCCACCUGCCAAUCACCGCUCAGUACUAUCAGAUCACUAAGUGGCUGUUGCAUGUAUUAACAAGAACAGAUACACUUCAAUAUUGUUUCUUUUACCUUCAAUUAUCACAGUUGAGAUGAAAGCAUUUUUUUUCUGCUGAACUACUUAAACAGUUAUACACCGAAUAAGAUUUACAAACUUUUAUGUUUCUCAAACUGACUCUCUUAACCUUAUAGCUCUAUGUAAAUCUGUAGUGUAUGCUCUAAAAUGCAAUCUCUUUUUGUGCUAGGCUUAUAAACGCUGACCUUACUAACACUGUUAUGUGACAUUGAAUAAUGUAUGCUCCUAUGAAAAGAUAACCCCCUGAAAUAUAUGUAUUCUAUGCUAGUGUAUGUGAAUGCCCAUGCGCCCGUCCUUUGUUGGUGUAUUUAACCAUAGACGGCACUAAACUGUUGACUGUGACAGUGCAACGCUACUAUAUAAUCUUAUUUUGUACACUUACUCAUCAGUGUAACAGUGAUUUAGUGAUUUUUUUGUAUUGAAACUGGUAAUGUGUUUUGUUUAUAAAUCACAAAUAAAUUUUCUUUCUUAAA